CACCAAGUGCGCAAAGGCCUGCAUGUCGGUGCGCGGCGCGAGCUAGUACUUUAGGGACCCGUUGCGGUCUCUGCGCUGUGCCGUAUCUUUCGCUGCCAGUAGUUCUGCUCGCGGAACGGCUGCGGACCUCUGCUGCCUGUGCUAGGGGUGCAGAGUGCAGCGUGCAGCGAAGCCACGCUGCAACAGCGAACGCGUAUCUAGCAACGAGCAAAGGCAGUGCAGCACCAUGCGAGCCCUCGCAGCAGCAUACAUCGCACACGCCGCAACGGCACUCGUCGCACCGAUACCACGUGUGCAGCUCCAAACACGCAUCUACGGAGACAAGGGCGUCUUCGGCCCGCGGAGCCCGGAUAUUGAAUAUAUGCCGAAAGCGAAAGACGCGCCGCAGCGCCAGGUCGGUUUGUGGCCCCGCGGGACCGCGGCCAACUUCUUCCGAAUCAUAACAUUUACGUGGGUCGUCGUCUUCGCCCUCACGCUGGCGUCGUCUACAUUAACACUACCAGGCGUGGCCGACGCGGGAGCGGACAUUUCCCAGGGCCGAGUCAUCGCCGACGGAUUGAUGGGGCGCUGUUUUGUCGUGAGAAAGCGGACGUUCAGUCCUAGAGCGUUGUGGGACGCGAACUACCGGAGACGGUUAAUGAGAGGAGCCGCUCUCUCGACGCAAUCCCCGCUCCUCGGUGACCUCGCGUUAGAUUUGCCGCGCUGGACCUCGCGGUGGCGCUGGCACCAAAGGUGGCGCUGUUUAACGUAUUUUCUUGCACAUGGGUCCGCGGCGCACGUUCUUGGUGAUGCGGUGUUGUUGCGGUCGUCAUUAGCUUUGGAUGGGAAAGGCCUGCCCUACGACGCGCGACGACGGUUAGGCGACGCGAACGAUAAUCGAGGAGGCGCCUGCGGCGGUGCUGGCGUUCUACUGCUGACAUCAACCUUAGGAGUCGUAGCGGGAGGCAUCUGCCACCUGCAGAACACGAUGCGCGCGCCUCGAGCCGUGGGCGGCGGCGCCCUUUGUGCGGCUCUAGCUGGUGCGAGGUGCGUGGCCCAAUGUAAACUACUGAAGGGCGCGCAUCCCCGUUCCAGAGCAGUAAAGAACCUCCUGCCGCGCCUGGCCGUGCUGCUCGUCGCGAAUUAUGCGAUGGACGUCCCUCCGGCGGUCGUCCUGGGCGGCCUCGCGGCGGGCCUCUCCAUCUCCAUAAUGGCGGCGCCGCGCGUCGUGGGCACGGAGACGGAGUUCGCCCUGUAUGGUGAUAAAAGAGACGCGUUGCGGAGAAAAGGCAAGGGUCGGGCGUUGGCCGUGUCGCUCUCCAAAAACAUCAAGCGGGAGCCAGCGCGCGUGCCUCCACCGGUAUGCUUCGCGCUGGCUUUGUUAGUAGUGCCGACGCUUCGCAUCGGGUUACUGCAGCUCGUGCCUGCCCUCGCGACGUGCGCGGCCCGGCCGGGCGCGCUGUCGGGGCGGGGGCUGGACUGCCCGCCGGGGUUCGUUUGGUGAGUCAUGUGUUAGGUAUUUAUUUU
Molecule: messenger RNA, 1506 nt
Organism: Pelagomonas calceolata
Lineage: Eukaryota; Pelagophyceae; Pelagomonadales; Pelagomonadaceae
Source: the annotation of a GenBank genome assembly